AUGUCUGAUAUUCCAAGGAGCAACGAGGACUGGGCCGCCCAGAUCUCAACGAUCAAGGACUUGCUCCCGGAGACUUUCACCGUGCAUCAGACCCCCGUUCCUUCGGCCAUUAGCCAAACCAUUGAUCACACUCAAUUGGCGCUGGCCGCGACCGAGCAGCAAAUCGACCAGCUUUGUGACGAAGCGGCGAAGCACCGGUUUGCGACGGUCUGCGUGCGUUUGAACUACGUUGCCCGAGCUGUCCAGAAGCUCCAGGCGUCGCCCGACGUGGGCGUGGCCUGCGUGGUGGGGUUCCAUGAGGGCAUGUACGAGACCUCGGAGAAGGAGCAGGAGGCCCGGGAGGCCGUGAAGCUGGGGGCCUCGGAGCUGGAUAUGGUGCUGAAGUAUCCUCUGCUGAAGGAAGGCAAGUACGCGGAGGUCUACGCGGAUAUCCUGGGGGUGCGCAAGGCGGCCCCGGCGCCGACGACGCUGAAGGUGAUCCUGGAAACGGCGCAGCUGACGCGCGACGAGAUCAUUGCGGGGUCCGUUCUCGCAUGUACGGCCGGGGCGGAUUUCAUCAAAACCAGCACCGGAUUCAACGGAGCCGGAGCCAACGUUGACAACGUGGCGCUCAUGCGGGCCACGGCGGACUUGGUGGGCAAGGGAUGCAAGGUCAAGGCUAGUGGAGGGGUGCGGUCGACCGAGGACUGCGUGCGGAUGCUGAAGGCGGGCGCCGAGCGCAUUGGGAGCAGUUCGGGGGUGAAGAUCAUGCAGGAGUUGGGCGGGGAGACGGUGAAGCGCAAGACCUUCCACGAACAACAUCCGCCCGGGCAAGAUGGCUCUGCGCAGGGUGAUGUCUUCACCGAGAAGCCCUCGGCCGUCUUCGAGCCCACUGGCGGCCGCUCUCAUACGCUGAGCGUUGCGAUUCCCGGCAGUAUUGUGGCCAACGCGAAAUCCAUUGAACAGAAGACCCUCCUCGCGGGCAUCAUCGCACGUGCCCUCGCGGUCUUCUGCGUCGAUGAAGUCGUCAUCUUCGAUGACGACGAGAACAGCGCCCAGCAUGACUACUACGAGCAGAGCGACGACUACUACGACUCUCCUAUCGCGAAGACUAACGACCAGCUCAAUGGCAAUGUCCAAUCCACCAAUCGCUAUACGGCCAAUUCGGACCCCUCGCAUUUCCUGGCGCAUCUCCUGUCCUAUCUAGAGACGCCGCCGUAUCUGCGCAAACACCUCUUCCCCAUGCAUCCUAACCUGCGUGGAGCCGGACUGUUGCCCAGUCUGGACAUGCCGCAUCACCUUCGUGCCAACGAGUGGUGCGAUUACCGCGAGGGUAUCGUUGUCUCGAACGCCGACCACUACAAGGCGCGCAGGGGCAGCUACUCGGACGGCGUCUCUCGCCGGCGUAGCUCAACCAGUCCCACUGGUCCUCCUGCCACGAUCGUCGACACCGGUCUUAACCAGAAAGUGGUUCUCCCGGACAUUCAACUGCCGGAACAUGCGCGGGUCACCGUGCGAUUCUCGCAGCAGGGUCCGGAGCAGUACGCCGAGUCUGUCCAUCCGUCUGCGCCCCGUUCGGAGGCGGGUUAUUACUGGGGCUACUAUGUGCGUCGGUGUCGGUCCCUGUCAUCUGUCUUCACGGAAUGUCCCUUCGAUGGUGGCUAUGAUUUGUCGUUCGGGACUUCCGAACGCGGCGCUCCCGUUCACACGGUUCUGGAAGAAGACGGCGAGGAACAUCCCCACGAACGUCACGAUCACCACGCCCGACCCCCAGACUACAACCACUUGCUUCUUGUCUUCGGUGGUGUGGCAGGGAUUGAGGCCGCUAUUCGUAACGACCCUCAACUCCGCGAUAUGGCCAUCGGCCCCACCAAUGCCGGCAAGCUGUUCGAUUAUUGGGUUAAUCUCCUUCCCGGUCAAGGGAGCCGAACCAUUCGCACCGAGGAGGCCGUCUGGCUGGGCCUGACGAGUCUCCGGGGUUUGGUGGAGGGUACUCAUCGCACUAAGAAAGCGUCCCGGUAUAACGGUUCCAAGGAGUAG
This is a messenger RNA of Aspergillus steynii IBT 23096, 2019 nucleotides long. Its product is annotated as deoxyribose-phosphate aldolase 2. The transcript has 3 exons. Lineage: Eukaryota; Fungi; Ascomycota; Eurotiomycetes; Eurotiales; Aspergillaceae. The record is from RefSeq and is a predicted model, not a curated record. The coding region runs from base 1 to 2019 and encodes 672 amino acids. Gene Ontology annotation, molecular function: deoxyribose-phosphate aldolase activity. Gene Ontology annotation, biological process: deoxyribonucleotide catabolic process. Gene Ontology annotation, cellular component: cytoplasm.